ACUGUAACUUGCCUAUUUGUGUAAAAGUUAGUGUAACGCUCGUGUCGAACAUUUGUUUUCCCUAAAUGUAGCCAGGGCUCGCGAGCUAGCAUUGCAGCUAGCUGUAUAAUGUUAAUGCUUUAAUGGCGAUAACAGCUGAUUUCUUUCACUUGGUAACUGAAGUCUUGUCUCUGGACAGGGAUUUUAUUUACAAGCGGCUUUCUUGUAUCUGGAGGAGAGUGGUAGGUCUAUUUUAGAGAAGCCAGUUGACCUUUCAGUGUACGAGCUUCUGUAGGAAAACAGUAAUAUGACGACGUGAUGUGUGACCAGCUAGCAAUGGUGCAUGGACUGGAGAGCGUCAUCAAACCAGCGGAAACAAAAACCUGUGUGUUCAUCUGUCCAACAGAACAUGCCUUCUACUCUGCACUGACCAUAAAAAUGGUUGAAGCACAAGCAUUAACUGCAACAGAAACAGCUGUGCAGGAGGAAGAUAACUGGGCGACAAACAGCCAAACUCAUGUAACAAGGUGUGACAACAGUCCUGUGUGAUAGGCGUCCUUCAGAGAACUGGAUACAACGUCCAGAGAAGAUGGAGGACUCUCCCCACCUGUACAUCUCUGAACGUGGAGACAAUGAGGAUAUGGAGGAGGGGGAGGAUGAGGACAUUUCUCAAGAGGAAACUAAUAUGGAACCAGACCUGAUGAAUUCACUGUACCCAGAUCUUCAUGAAAACCCCAAUCAGGAUACUGAGAGAGACUGGAAAUCUUUUCCCUGCCAGCACUGUGAACGACAUUUUACCAGCAAACAAGGCUUAGAACGACACAUGCACAUCCAUGAUUUAGGGAUCAGUGAGGCACACACCCACAAAAGCAGUGAGAGCGACAUGUCUUUUGGUUCAAAUCUGGGGCAUUUGCAGCAUGAGAAGAUGAACCCUCUGAAUUCAGAGGACUCAGUCAUGCAGCUUCAAACUUCUUCCCCCACUAGCUCUAAUACUUCCACUUUGUCGGCUGGAGACCACACUGUUCAGCCAGACAAACAGGGAGUAUUAGACGGCCAUCAUGCUUGCAAGUACUGUGAAAAGACAUUUACUACACAUACCAACAAGCACCGGCAUGAGCGCAGGAUCCACGAGAAGCACCUGCAACUCACAAGUGCAGAAGCAACCCAGCUUCCCCAGGAGGAAAAUCUUCAGGCAAUAUUCAGUGACGCAUCUCAACACGAAACGGAGCUUGGUGAGGGUUCAGCACCUGCAGCUGUUCUGGAGAAUGAAGGGGAACACACAGAACAAUACAUGCUAGAUGUCUCUAGCAAUAUCUCAGAGAAUCUCAGCUUUUACAUGGAUGGAAAGAUAGUGUCAACAAGUACAGUCAGUAGCUGUGAAGCAGCUGAAAUCCAUUCUGGGUCUUUAGUUAGACUGGAUGCGCUGAUUCUAGACCCCGGCCAGAUCAGCCAGGCAUUAAAUACAGAGUCAGUUACAGGUAAGGAACCAUUGGCAAAAAGAAGAACUGCAACACCACCUCUUUUACCACAAAUCAAAACUGAACUGGAGUCUGAGGUGGUUGUGUCUUCAGCCUCAUCAUCACUUGUAUCUUCUUUAAUAGAGAAUCUACUCCCUCAGAAUACAGAGUCUACCGUUGUGCAGAAGGAAAGAACAGUGUUUCUGUCACCUAAGUUGAAGCAGCUCCUGGAGAAGCAAGACGGCCUCAAACCUACACUUGCCCUCAUCACAGAUGGCCAGAAGCCUUGUUCACCAGUCUCUCUCUCUGUCCUGCCUGCUGGAACCGGGAGGUUUAAAAGAAGGACCGGAUCUCCACCGAGCUCGCCACAGCAAAACCCAACAUCUAAUGAGGAAUCGCCAAUGUUAGAUAUGGCAGAUUGUGAUGCUGUCAGUACAGGACAGAUGGAGACUCAAUUUAACGCUUCACCUGUGCACCAAACAGCCAAUGAAAAGGACGACACGACUCAACCUGUAGAGGAUCCAGCAGCGAAACCCAUCUUGUCAGAGAGCUGGCCCCCCUUGACUGGUGGUAAUUCUUGUAACCAGCAACCGUUGGAUCUCUCCAAUACAGUCAAAAGAAAUGAAGAUAUAGCUUUAUCUGAUGCCGUGCUGGAUUUGAGUUUGCAAAAAAAGUCCCCAGGUGACUCUGAACUGACAUUAAAAUUAGUUUCACAGGCAGCUUUGAAAGAAGGAAAAUCAAAUGCAUGCAUGAUGGAGAAAGCCUUAAUGAAUAUUGCAGAGCCAAAUGUGAGCCUCGGGAACCUUGAGGCUCCUUUAGUCACAGACUUCACCAUAGUUACAGGUCCAGAUAUGAUGACCCCAGUGGAGCCUGUUGCAGAAGGACUUGUUUAUGGACUUACCCUACCCCCAAAUUCUCUGACUCCAUCAUCCUCCUCCCUUACCCCUAUUGCCUUGCAGACAGCUUCCCCUUGCACUAUCGCAUUUACUUCCCCAGCCUCACACACCAUGCUUUCUACUGCUCCUUCAUUAAUCACAGUUUUAGCGCCACCACCACCUAUUUCUAACCCUUCGAGCCAACCAAUCCAGGUAUUAGCCCCUAAUAUAUCUCCCGAGCCCUUGGUAAUCUGCACAGAAAAUGCAUUAAAUUCUUCAGAGUGUGAUUUCACUGCUGCAUUUGCCACUACAAAUUCUGCAAAUCUUGUCACUCUCUCCCAGCCCCUUGACCCGACUCUAAAUCUUCCCGGCCACGUGUUUCUCACUGAUCAAAUUGCUCUCAAUCCACCUCUAGUUGAGUCCACUUCUGUGUCUGAAGUGCCAUUCACACCCAAUAUAACUUUAAAUGAUUCCCUCAUCAAUUCUUACAACAUCACCAGCAACACCGUGUUGAUUGAGUGCACAAUAGCUCUUGAAGCCCCGGGGAGGAUAGUCCCUGCUGCAAUUACCUUACAAGAAAACACAGCUGAGCCUCCAGCACCAUCACAGAUGGUUGUUAAUCACAUAGAACAGCAGCAGAUUGUAUCAGUACCCAACCCUCCAACUGUAGACCCCACUAUUCUUGUGUCCUCCAUCGCAGAAUCAGUAACUCUGUCCACUACCACCUCAGUGAUAUCUGAUUGUCCUACUGUGGGUGAGGCAAGUCCUAACCCAGAGCCUGUUGUUAAUGCAGAGCCACCAACAACAAAAGAGGAGGAAGCUGAUGACGUCACCAUUUCCAUACCUGAAAUCCCAUCUAAAAGCUAUUCUGAGAAAGCUGAAGAGGACGAAUCUUCAAACAACACACCAAGUGACGCACAACAGCAGACUUUCACGAAGAAUUUCAUCUGCAAUGUGUGUGAUAAGCUCUUCCAUUCCAUGAAAGAACUAGGCCGCCAUGUAGGUGACCAUGCCGAUGAAUGGCCCUACAAAUGUGAGUUCUGCGUGCUGCUCUUCGGCAAACCCUCCACUUUGCUUGACCAUCGAUCAAGCCUCCACGGUGUCGGCAAGACUUACGUUUGCAGUUCAUGCACAAAGGAAUUUGCAUACCUUUGCAAUCUGAAACAGCAUCAGGAAGAAUUACACCCCGGGCAGCAGUGUACAUACACAGAAGAAGAAAAGGGAAAACUAAGACGUCAGAACUACAACAACUCAACAAAAGUCAACACGGAGCCUUCAGUGCCUGACGCUCCAGAGGAAUCCAACAAGCAGUUGAAAAAGGAAGACUGUGAAGUAGAUGUGACUGCUGAAGAGCUGUUUACUACAAUAAAACUCAUGGCUUCAGAUGGAGGCAAAAUCAAAGGGCCCGAUGUUCGUCUUGGCAUUAACCAACAUUAUCCCAGCUUUAAGCCCCCUCCAUUUCCUUACCAUAACAGAUCACCCGCUGCCUCAGUGGCUUCAGCCACAAACUUCACCACCCACAACAUCCCACAAACCUUUAGCACAGCUAUUCGCUGCACUAAGUGUGGAAAAAGCUUUGAUAACAUGCCAGAGCUACAUAAGCAUAUCCUGGCUUGUGCAAACGCCAGUGAUAAAAGGCGGUACACACCCAAAAAGAAUCCCAUCCCACUACGCCACUUUGCAAAAACUCAACACGGAGUUCUGUCUACCACAAAUCCUACUAAUGGACUAAAUGCUUCGAACAGACCGAGCCAGUCAAACAGGUCCAAACCUAACCAAGAAUCACCAGUAAAGGUAAAGUUCAAGGUACUGAAAAAAAGGAAGAAAAAGUUGGUCCAAAGGGUCAUGCCACAGAGGAACAAGUCGGUCUCUUCAUCAAAUAAAAUGUCACCUGCACAGGUAGAUGAGCAGCAGGAGAUUUUUGUCUGCCCACACUGUAGCAGGGAGUUCACAAUGCGUCGCAGCAGAACCAAACACAUGGCUGUCUGCCCCAAGAAACCUAAAGAGGUAAAGAAAAGGAAGGAAGGAGGAAUCUCUGUGACAAAAGAAAAUGUCAGACACCUACAUAGAGGUGUUGAAGAGAAACAAGCCUCACCCCAGCAUAAAACACGACUCCAAACGUCUGGCACUGCUAAGAGGCCCGCCAUCCUGCCAGUGCAAACUGUCUUUUCCAACAAAAGAAGUAAAAUAAUCAUAAAAGAGAGUAUGCAGCCAAAACAAGAGACAUCCACUCUGAAUGAACUUCCCAUUGUUCGCCCUUUCAACCCCUCCAUGCGUCAGUAUGGCAGAGUGCAGCAUAGUGUCAAAGGAAUCCCCAUUAAAAUCACCAUAAUGAAACCGCAACAGACUGCGUCACAGAAGGUUGAGCUGCCUCCUUCCCACAGCCGAGAUGAAGCAAGCGGAGCCAUUAUCAGUAGCUCUGAGCAGAGUCCCACAGCUUGAGGACUACUCGACAGCCCACCGGGGAUUGUCAGGACCCUGCUGUGUGGAACCCCUUGUACACACUGGUGUCAUAGUGAUAUUAAAGGGCGAUAACUGCUAAUCACACCCCAUGGACUCGAUAAAUUGCAUCACACUGUACAAUAAAUGACUGAGUUGAGGACAGAUAAAACUGACAACUAAGAAUACUGCAGUGAGAGGAUGUGUUUAAGUGAGUAUUUGAAUGCUUUUGUAGUAGCUUGGAGUUUUGUAAAUUUCUCCUUCAUUUUGUAAACUUUCUGUCAACGUCUUGGAUUAGCACUUUGAAGUUAAUCUGACUGCUACAUGUCACAAAUUGGAAAGGAAGUGGGAGGAUUUGAGCUGGAAGACUGCUCUCAUUUCCUGCCUGGUGGGUUAUUUAUAGAAGAUGGCAGGUGGCAAUCAUUUUCAGCAUGCAUUUGCACUUUUCCUUAUCUGUUGGCCUUUUAGUUUAAAUUUACUGCAUGCUGUGAGCUUGUACGACCGCUACAUCAAUUUAAGAUGGAUCAUGUUAAUGCAAUUAGGCCUUAAACAUUGAAUCUGAUGUUGAUCGGAUUGACUGUAACCAGCGUAAAUAUAUGGAAAACACAUCAAGAUUGCUUCUAAACGUAAGUCUACAGAAUCAUACAAAAGUAAUGCACUCUACAAGUACAGUGUAACGUUGGCUGCCCGCUAGCUACCUAUCAAAUUCUUGUUAUCAACCCUGUUGAUUACUAUUAUUGGUGUGAUUGCAGCAUUGGUAGAUUUAAUGCUACAGCCUUUGCAAAUCCAAUGGUACAUAAUCUGGUUGGGUGGCCCAGUUGCUAUGUAUUUGUAUGACAGUUUUAAGAAUAAUGCUCUAUGUGCCAUCAGAUGUACAUCAUAUGACUAAAUAUGGCAUAAAGGUGAUGAAGAAUAAAUAUAGUUUGAUUUUCCUCCCCAUGUGGAAUUUAUUUUGGCGGCCCACCCAAAUAAAUAAUUUGUCUCUGUGUGAAACUGCAAUUGAAAGUGCAGAUUACUCACACUGCAUUGAUGUGCUAUCACAUUUUGAAGAAGGGCUUCCCUGAGCAGCCUAAUCACACAUGUUCGAUUUACAAUUUAUAGUCCACCACACAUAAAUUCUUAAGUUUUGGGAAACACUGCAGUUCAAUGUAUUGGCACUGCAAUCCCAAACAGAAAUACUGUGUAAUAUUCUGUAUAGCAUCAUUGACACUUUUACAGUAAUAAGAGUUCAAUUCUAAACAGCAUUGGCAGAGCCAAUUCGAGUACUUUGCCUGCUUUUCUUCUGUAACCCUAUGAUAUUUACACUAGUCCCAUUUCACCAAGUACUCAGAAAAAUUAUUUUAAAUGUUGUUUUUUUGCCAUUGAGCAACUAGAAAUCUUCAUAUUAGAAGUACAGUCUGGUUAGGUUUGUCAUCUGUAGCGUACAAGCAUUUCAUCAUUGCUUAUUAUCUGUGUAACAGUUGUCGACAGUUUAUUGUGUGAAGUGUGUUUAAUGAUUUCCAACAUGUAUAAAUCACAAAAUGGAAAUGUAAGAUCAAUUACUGGGUAUUUUUUGCUGAAACCCUGUAGUGACAUGAAAUGUUUGUGGCAAGUUGUCACUGAUCUCAAAGAGUGACUGUAAUGAAUUGUAUCAGUUUGGCUUAAAUUGCUAUGAGCUACUAGUUUGAAGAUCCAGUGCUAUACAGGGUAGUUAUUUCAUUACGAUUGAAUUAAUUUAUAUUAAUUUGGGCAAGCUAAAACUUGACAGUGGCCUGUAACCGAGAAAGAGAAUAAUGGGUCUUUUAUUUUACAUUUUUGCCUUUUCAAACCUCGCUGGUUAUAUUUCCUUCAUGUAAUGUGUUGGAUGUACAGGACCGUUUGGGAGACUGUUAUUUAACUGUGAAACUUGCUUGUAGCAUUUGGAAGUGUAAAUUGAGUAAUGUAUAUUUAUUAAUAAUUUAAAAUCAUGUUAUCAAUCUCUGAACAGUUCCUCUAUGAUUUGCACUAAAGGUUUUUCAAGCGAGUGUUCAAAAUAAAUGGAAAAUCUUAAGGUUA
This is a messenger RNA of Micropterus salmoides (largemouth bass), 6784 nucleotides long. RefSeq names its product PR domain containing 2, with ZNF domain a (gene prdm2a). NCBI's taxonomy places the organism in Eukaryota, Metazoa, Chordata, Actinopteri, Centrarchiformes, Centrarchidae. Gene Ontology annotation, cellular component: nucleus. The coding region runs from base 569 to 4753 and encodes 1394 amino acids. Gene Ontology annotation, biological process: regulation of transcription by RNA polymerase II. The transcript has 5 exons. The record is from RefSeq and is a predicted model, not a curated record. Gene Ontology annotation, molecular function: RNA polymerase II transcription regulatory region sequence-specific DNA binding.